This is a messenger RNA of Closterium sp. Naga37s-1, 270 nucleotides long. Lineage: Eukaryota; Viridiplantae; Streptophyta; Zygnematophyceae; Desmidiales; Closteriaceae. The record is from the annotation of a GenBank genome assembly.
AUGGCUGAUCUGAUGACACGUGUCUCGGAAGUGAGCAAAGGCGGCGGGACGUUAGGGGAUGUGCUGAGGGACGUACAUCGGGAUCUCAAGGCUCUCGUGAACGCGAAAGCAGACCUCCCGCGCUCACAGGAGCAAGCCAUGGGGGUGGACGGAGCAACGAGUAUAGUAUCCCAAGCGCAUGCCAAAUGGACUGAUUUCCUAGCCACGCGCGAGCGCCUGCUGCAACACCAUGCCGACUGUAUGGGAAGGGGAGGGAGGGGAGAGGGGUAG